UUUUGGCGACAGGACAGGUCGUGCGCCCGAUCACUAUAAAUAUGUCAGACAUAUUUACAGUAUCAUAUACAGUACGCUACAGUGAUGCGGAGCCCGUGUCACUGUCGACUACAUUUCCCACGCAACAACGCGCAUAUCAGCAUCCACAGAGAAACACGUCCGCGUAAAUAAAUCCACGCUCAUUUAAAGGCAUCAUAUCGAAUAUCGCAAGAGGAAUACCGUUUGAUCUGACCGAUGCGUCUCAUUACAGACAGCCUGAUCCAGUAAUCGCUGAAUUAUUUAGUGCAGAUCGGUAAAGAUGCACGACGGAUUAAAUGGACUGGUGAGAAACUAAAGACUGUCGAUAUAUCGUGGGAGUAAUCCUGACACGAAUGAGAGAAAUGCAACCUUCCUGCACAACAAUUGCCGUGGCCUAAAACGACAGGUUAUCGUUUUUGUCGAUGGACUGCUUUGAGAAAUGCCAGUGAUGGGAGCAGUGUUACAGGAGCGCACUGUCCAUAACGCGCAAAACGAGUUUCUUCCCUUUCACAGGACAGACACUAAUCGGUUUGGACCAAGCAAGAAAAACACAAAGACUUCUUUGUACCAACCACGUAAUAGUGGCAGCAGCCUGUCAGCCGAACCUGACUGUCAGCAGAGGUUAAGAAGAACAAGACCUGAGAAAAAGUUGAUUGUUGCAGACUCACCAGUCAGGCAACACAACACCAAGAUCAAAUCUCACGUGUCCUCCAAAAAUGGACUGAAGGAAAGACGUCCAAAACAAAGCAGCAAUGCUGAAAAAGUGAGCGGUAGCAAGAGUUCAGGUCUACAGCCUGCACAGCAGAUUUCUGUAAAAGAGCAAAGAGAAGAGUCAUCAGAACGUAGAACUGAAGCUAAGGACACUGCACUUGGUAAAAACGAAGAAGAGGAUUCAGACAGUGCAAGUGACCUCUCUGAUUCUGAGAGAUGUUCAGCACUUCCUCCUCAAAUCAUUCCUCCAGACCUUGACUUACGGGCGGAGGUCAUAGAUCCUUCAGACUUACAUCCCUCGCGACUUGCUUGUCGAGGACGCACUGGUGGCAGCUAUCCAGAUUUCCUACCGCCUCCUUUUAAUUCUUGGAGUCUCAAGCAACUAGCCGUGUACUUGAAUACGGAUGGCAAAGGAAUUUCUCGGCCAAAGCCUGUUGGGCAGCUGGAGAGGUACUUGGAUCGGCUGUUACAAAUGGAAUGGCAUCAGAUCCAAACAGUCCAAGAGGAAAGCAGCAAAUCUAAUGGACAGAUACCAAAGGGUCGCCAUACAUCUUCACAUUCCAGCCUCAGCUCUCCUAAGUGCAUCCUUCAGUGUCAGCGAGCUUUCCCUUUGGCGUUACUGUCCUCCUUGACCAACGCUCCCACACUGCAGCUUCCAAGCUGUCCACAUUGCAGGAAGAGAUUCCCCAUCUCUCACGCCUACCACCACCACCACACACGGUUGAGUCCGAUAAGGGGUCAGGCCUCAGGCUUUCCUAAAAGAAGCUGCAGCGAAAGCAGAGCUCAUCAAUUUAAUCAAAGACAGAAAACCCGCGAGCACAGACUCAGUGACCCGCUGAGUGAGAGCAGCCAUCUGAAGCGCAUGCAGGCUGUCGGUAACAUUCGCAAUCCUGUAGGAUUCAUAAAUAAUUCAGAGCAAAUUUUAUCUAUUACACCCAGUACUGCCAGUCUCGAUGAUGUCAAAAUAAAAAGGUUGGGGCGAAGAAGUCAUUCCUGUGGGGGUAGGGAGGCUGGUUAUAAGACAAGAGGACGAAGUGAACAGAGGAAGACUUUUGAUGAAACAAAACAGGAUUCUGAUUUAUCUGGUGCUAGAAGUUCAGAUGGUUUACUCCGUUCAAAAGACUCUGUUACUGCACGACUAAACAGGAAACAGAAGCGCGUUGAAUUUGUCACAAAUUAACAGAAGGACUAAAUUUGUAGGCCUCUAAAAUGUUUAGGGUAAAAUGUAUAACUUAAAUAAUUAUUCUGCUAUUACUACUACUGUUUAUUUCUACUGCUCACUUUUACAUUGUAAAUGAAAAAAGCAAGAUCAGUUUUAUAUUUUUCUUCUCUAAAGUGAUUGUCUGAUUCUUUUUUAUUGUCUACAGAUAUAACAGAUAUAUUCUACUUUACUGUAUGUAGACCACUUCGGAAGACAUAAUGCUGAUCCAACGACCUGAAGAACUUCCUGUUUUAACACUACAGAAACAUUUGAACAAAACACAGCCAACAGAACAAUGAUAACCGAAUAAAAAUGUUAAACUAAUAUUUUUAAGAUGUAACUUUUUAUGAUUUAAAAAAUGACAUUAAAAUAAAAAGUGAAACCGGAAGUGCUUCUGGACUUUGAUAUGUCUGAACACCACUGGCCUUAAUGUGACUGGUAAAAAGAGCAACAAUCAUCAUUCAAAGUAAACUUGCUUUUUCUUUGAUUUAUAAGGUGAAAGUGUUUGCAUGAUAAAAAUAAUUUACAACAACAUUUUUCUACCACGAGAGCUAUUUUUUAAGAAAGGAAGUUUUUGGAAUAAAUGCCAACAACAACAACAACAACAACAAAAACAGUUUUAAAAACACUGAAGUUUGUUUCAUCUAAUGGAAGAAUACUGCGACACGCUCUUACACGGGAUAAUGAUACGAAUAGCCCAUGAGUUUGGUCCAAAUUCAUUGUUGAUUACUUUCAACCCUCCAUACAUGUCUGACCUGACAACAGAUCAGAUACUUACAUAAACAUUAUUUUUGAUAUAAAUCACAUUAAAUAAAGGAAAUUGUAAUGUAGGUCUAGUUGUUUCCAUUAUUGGUUAUCUAUUUUGGCACCAUUAGCUA
Molecule: messenger RNA, 2808 nt
Organism: Triplophysa rosa
Lineage: Eukaryota; Metazoa; Chordata; Actinopteri; Cypriniformes; Nemacheilidae
Gene: fam217bb
Product: family with sequence similarity 217 member Bb
Exons: 4
Coding region: 458-1909 (483 amino acids)
Source: RefSeq, a predicted model, not a curated record